Molecule: messenger RNA, 2473 nt
Organism: Ochlerotatus camptorhynchus
Lineage: Eukaryota; Metazoa; Arthropoda; Insecta; Diptera; Culicidae
Gene: Rga
Product: Regena
Exons: 8
Coding region: 743-2389 (548 amino acids)
Biological process (GO): regulation of stem cell population maintenance; nuclear-transcribed mRNA poly(A) tail shortening; regulation of DNA-templated transcription
Cellular component (GO): P-body; CCR4-NOT core complex
Source: RefSeq, a predicted model, not a curated record
AUAUGUCAGCCAUUGUUUGAAAUUGAACUCCCUUUUGCAAGAGCAAUUGUUCGCAAUUUUCGAUCAGUUUUUCGCGUUUUUCUUGUGAAAAGUUGAACCAUUUCGGUGCGGCAGUGGUACAGUGUGGAAUCUACGGUCUCCGUUUUUUGGUGUGUUUCUGAGAAGUGCAGUGCAGGCGAAGCAAGGGGAAAAACAAGAAGAAGAGAAGCUGGAAGUAACCCGAAGAAAGUAGUGCACAAGUGAGUGGCUAUCACCAACACGAGCGCGCGCGCCUCCGGAGUGCAAGUUAAACCUGAAUAUUUGAUCAGAGCAACAUAAAAAAAAAGAAGUAGUAAGAAGAAAUUGUGUGAUCUUCUGACCGAGCUGGUUGAGUUUGAGUGAGGAGCAAAAAAGCGUGAGCGAAAACAAAGAAAAGCAAGAGUGCCAGUGUGUGAGUCCGACGAAGAAAAUAAAAGGAAGAGAGUGUCCGGAUUAUGAUUGUUUGGUCGUGAUAUCGGAUUUCUUCAACCAGGCAUAGCGAGGAAAUCAGUUAUUGCAGGAAACGACGCGCUCUGGAUUAAUCCAGUUUACUUCCUAAGUCCCGCACAUCAAUAAGCAACUGUCAUCAGCAAACAACACCGUCGUCACCGCUGCCAGCAAAUCACCAGCGAACCGGCACCCGGUUUGAGUUGGUUGCUUUUCGUCGAUUAUAGAGGAUCCUAAGGAUACAGUUUUUAUGAAUCAUUUCCCAUUAAGUUAGGUUAUGGCAAACUUGAAUUUCCAACAGCCUCCGAGAAGUAUACCAAGUAGUGCAUCGUUGAGUGGGAGAGGAGGUACUGCGGGUGGUUUCGGUAAUAGCUCAUUAUCGGGCCAUGUCACACCAACGUCUGGUAUGUUUCCAACGGCAGCAACGGGAGCAGGGAGUUUCGGAGCAAGUCAACCACCUCACUCGCAACAGCAGCAGCAGCAGCAGCAGGGGCAGCAACCGGUGGGUCAAGGCGGCCAGAAUCAACCCCCGCAACUGUCACCAGGUACCGUUGGGACGCGGAACGGUGGAAGCGGUGGAGCUUCGAGUGGUGGCUCCAGCAGUGGUGGAAGCGGCGUGGUUGGCGGAAGCAGUGCGAACCCUGCGACCUCUAGUGCUAGUACCAACGGUUCCCAGCAGCAGUCCCAGCAGCUUUCCUCCUCGAACUCGUCCGCGUCCAGUGGGGCGAACGCGAGGAGCAACCUCUUUGGUGGACAACGAGGCUUUGCGGACCGAAGGACAAUGCCGGGACUUGGAUCGACGAUGUCUAAUAUGGUCUCGUUCAUGCAGUCACGAGGAUAUGGAUCUCAGAGCGGGAAUAGCAUCAACAAUUUCCAUAGCGUGUUCGACAACGGUACGUCGGAGACGGGAACGCCUCCACUGCUCGACCUGUCCGAGUUUCCAUCGCUCACGAACGCGCGGGGUGGCCAGAACGAUCAAUCGUUACCGCAGUCGAACGCACUGCAGCCUCCCGGGAGUAAACCGUAUGUUGGUAUGGUAAAGCAGCCAACGGCCGAGCAAACGGAGUUUACGAUGUCGAGCGAAGACUUCCCGGCCCUGCCCGGUACGCAGAACGCGGAGAGUGGCCAGCUGGCGGCGAGUCAAGGGCUGCAGGGCGUUCAUCAUCAUCAUCAUUCAGAUCAUCAUGGUGCCGAUAGUCUAAGUAAGACGGGUGGUCCGAUCGGUGGUGCUGUUGGUAUGGGGAUGGACUUGCAGAACGACGCUGGCAAUUCCAAUGUGAACAUGGACAAGGGAGCUAUGAAACGAGGCGUACAAACAUCACCCAAUGGAAUGGUAACGAAUAUUCCUGCUAGUAUGGUCAAUAACCAAUUCGGUAUGGUUGGUCUCUUAACGUUCAUCCGCGCCGCCGAAUCCGAUCCAAACCUGGUAACGUUGGCGAUGGGCCAGGACCUGACGGCUCUCGGACUGAACCUGACCUCGAUCGAGAACCUGUAUCCUAGUUUCGGCGGCCCUUUUGCCGAUUCUCCGGCGAGACCCCAAGAUAUCGACUACAACGUACCACCAGAGUAUUUGAUCAACGUGUCAAUAAGGGAUAAGCUGUCGAAGCUAACGUUGCAAAAAUAUAAGGAUGAUCUAUUAUUUUAUUUAUUUUACACGAAUGUUGGUGAUGUGAUGCAGUUAGCUGCCGCUGCGGAGCUACAUAGUAGAGAUUGGCGAUAUCAUACGGAGGAAAAGGUGUGGAUCACUCGUGUGCCGGGCAUGACACCGUACGAGAAGAAUGGCACAACCGAACGUGGCACGUAUUACUACUUCGAUGCGCAAAAUUGGCGACGGGUGCCAAAAGAAUUUCAAGUGGAUACAGUGAAGUUAGAUAAAUGUCCAAAUCUAAGUGCUUACGUUACGAUGAGCGGACAGCCUGUAUAAUAUUUAUUAAUUUGUAAUUAAAAGAAAAAUUGCAGAAAACAAAAGCAGAUGAAAGGAAAAAAAUUAAAUUUUUCUGAUUCAGUA